UUCCGGGGGGCGGGGCCAGCGGCGGCCAAGAUGGCGACCCCCAUGCAUCGCCUCAUCGCUCGGCGGCAAGCGGAGGCAAACAAGCAACAUGUGAGAUGCCAGAAGUGUUUAGAAUUUGGACAUUGGACUUAUGAAUGUACAGGAAAAAGGAAAUAUCUGCACAGACCAUCAAGAACAACAGAAUUUAAAAAAGCACUAAAAGAGAAAGAGAACCAACUAUUACAGCAAAGCUCUGGAGAAUCUACUACAGAGAGGAAGACCAAGAAAAAAAGGUCUAAAAGUGUGACGAGUUCUAGCAGUAGCAGCAGCGCCACUUCAGCCAGCGAGUCUUCGUCCGAGAGUGAAGAUUCCUCAUCUUCUUCCUCUGAAGACAGUGACAGUGAUGAAAGCACUUCCAGUUCCUCCUCCUCCCCAUCUUCAAGUAGUUCUUCCAGUUCUUCUGACUUUGACUCAGAUUCUAGUUCCUCCAGUAGCAGUAGCAGCAGCAGCACAGACAGCAGCACGGAUGACGAGCCACCAAAGAAAAAGAAGAAGAAAAACAACCUGGUGCGAUGUUAGGACUGUGGGGUUGAUGAAUGAUCAAAUAGCACCUACAAUGUAUAAUGGCCAAACAAAAUCUAACUGGUCAGUUUUUACAGGUAAAAAACUGUCUGUGUUUUACAUGGUAGUUCAUAGGACAUAAGCUGUUAAAUGGCAAGUAACACUUAUUGAAAGAGUAUUUUUGUGGAUUAUUGUUCAAUAGGAAGCACUCCUUUUUCCCUUUUGUUUUUUUUUAAAUCUAUGAAAUGUUUAUAUGAUCUAAUGUCCAGUCACCCUGAUGUUUACAUGCCAUAAAACUAAACAGAUUUCUUUGACCCACCCUGUGAUAUGUCAUUUAGCAACCUUCUGUUUAUUCCACUAUCAUGUUAUAAGAAAAAUGGACAGAGAAGAGCAUGAAGUUUCAUUUCACUUGGCUAGUGUGUCCAAAGCCAUAUUUAAUCUUCAGUAACAGAUAAAGGUGGAAUGAUAUUGCCUGAAGUAGAAAACAAAUUUGGUUUUCUCGUGUAUCCCUUUCCGGUUAAAUAUUAGUGGCAAUAUCAAUUUUCUGUUACUGUUGAUUUAUUGGAAAUCACUAUCCUAUUUGUGGGCAAUACAUUCACUCCGACCCAGCAGAAUGGUUCAGCAUGUGGAAACAGGUUUCUCUGAAUACAUUGCCCUUGCGGAUUUGGGCUAGAUUAUGCAAAAAGAAGCUGUGCAGAGAUCCUAACAGUACUGUGGCAGUUACUCCACUUAUGGGUCUCUCCAAAGAGGAUGGUCUGUUGUCUUGGGUCUGCAAGCUGCAGUCACUGUUUGGGCUCAAAAGGAGCUGAUUCAAGGAGUUUCUCUAGUCUCUGCCAUCUCUUUAGCCCUGGAAAUCCUUGCACACAACUACGUCAGUGGCUUCCCCACUAUGUACCAGAAUACCUAGAGCAGGGCCAGGAGCUUUAAUCCUUGCACCAAGGCACCUUGGGAGAUUAAAGACCACACCUUAAGCUGCACUUGCACAGUGCAAGGAGAGAGUCAUGUUAACUGUUGCAACCGAAGAGUUUCAUCUUUGUGCCUUUUCAUAAAUUUAAAUGUGCCCUAAAUCGUGUUAUGAAAUGAAGGAGUUUGAAGUCUUCAUUUUACCUUCCACAUAUAAAUUUUGGAGUUUAAAAAAUUAGUAAUAAUAUAUAAAUGUCCUAUUUUCAAUGAGAAAAACAUUUAUUUUCAUUGGAGGUGGAUAAAAAAAGAAAAUAUCUUUGAAUAUUUCCCCUUGUGCUAUUUUUACAUAAUUGUUAACUAUAUGAUGCAUUUGAUUACUCUGUUCACAUAGUAACUUCCAUUUUAUUCUAAUUUAAAAUCACUUAUAUAGUCCAACUAUUCUUUUUUGCAUAGCACAAGUUAUAUAUAAUAGAAUGAACUCUGGAAUGGAGGAUACAUAUUAGCAAAAAUCAUAUUGCAGUACAUUUCUUGCUAGUUAACAAAAGUGAACUAACUUGCUAUUGUGAUGAAUUUUAGCAGUUGGCAGUAGUCACUAAAUUUGUGAUACGGUCUCCUUUUAGUUUCUAAUUGAUGGGAGUCUUUUUAAAAGGGGACCUGUUGGGGAGGGGGACUUAAAUAUCUAGUCUAGUUAAAGUAUUAAUUAACUAUUUUUUAUAUUUUUAUGAGAAUGUAGUGUGUAGAAUGACUUUUAAAUACAAAUGUUCUAUUUAAAUGUUUAUGUAAGGUGUGCAUUUUAGUCUGUAACCAUUUCUAUGUUUUGCAGAAUUCAGAUACUGUAAGUCUAAAACUACCAGAAAAUUAUUUGCAUCACGCUAAAGAAUGUAUCAUUUAAGAAGAAAGAUUAAUAAAUUAUUAAAUGCAAA
Molecule: messenger RNA, 2366 nt
Organism: Anolis sagrei ordinatus
Lineage: Eukaryota; Metazoa; Chordata; Lepidosauria; Squamata; Anolidae
Gene: ZCCHC10
Product: zinc finger CCHC-type containing 10
Molecular function (GO): nucleic acid binding; zinc ion binding
Source: RefSeq, a predicted model, not a curated record